AUGGAACGUACAGCUUCUACCAUCGCUCUCCCGGCUCCGGCUGCAACCUCUCCUCCUUUGGGCGCUGGAAAGGCGGAGGAGAUGAUUUUGGAAUUGGCCGAUGGUUCUUCCUACAGAGGUUUAAGCUUCGGUGCUUCAAACAAGAGCAUCAGUGGUGAAUGCGUCUUUCAAACAGGUAUGGUCGGUUACGUUGAAUCAUUGACUGAUCCAUCCUACGAAGGUCAAAUUCUCGUCUUGACUUUCCCUCUUGUGGGUAAUUAUGGUGUUCCUUCUCGAGAAAUGGAAUCUCUUAAGCAAUUGUUGGAAUCUCCAUUCGAAUCAAGCCGUAUCCAUAUUGCCGGUUUGGUGAUUGCAUACUACAGUCAUGACUUUAGCCAUUAUCUUGCUGCCUCCAGUCUUGGUCAAUGGCUCAAGGAGAACGGUGUUCCAGCAAUCUAUGGAGUGGACACCCGUGCUCUCACCAAGAAAAUUCGUAGCAAAGGUAGUAUGUUGGGCAAGCUCUUGGCUCAACAAACACAAGCUACCCUUGCUGCUUCUGGCAUUCAAAGUGAAGCUGACUGGAGAUUGCAAUUUCAAAAUAUUCCCUUUGCUGAUCCAAACGCUCUCAACUUGGUCGCCAAAGUGUCAUGCAAAGAGCCCAGAUCAUACACACCUUCCAACACAUCCGCCGGUGGUGCUCUCGGAAAAGCCACAACACCAAUCUUGCAUCCCUCUGGCCGCCCUAUUCGUAUCUUGGCCUUGGAUGUGGGUAUGAAGUACAAUCAAAUCCGUUGCUUCACCAGUCGUGGUGUUGAGUUCCGUGUGGUACCAUGGGAUCAUGAUUUCUUGAACCCCAAAGUGGAGCCUGAACCUUUUGAUGGUGUCUUCGUUUCCAACGGUCCAGGUGAUCCAACAAGUUGCGGACCAACUAUUGCCAACUUGCGUAAAUUGCUUCAACUCCGAGGCCCUAAUGCAAUUCCCGUCUUCGGUAUCUGUUUGGGUCAUCAAUUGUUGGCUUUGGCAGCAGGUGCUCAAACUGAAAAGUUGAAGUUUGGUAAUCGUGGUCACAACAUUCCUUGUACAGAUCAAGUUUCCGGAAGAUGUUUCAUUACCAGUCAAAAUCACGGUUACGCUGUCAAAACAAGCUCUUUGCCUACAGGAUGGGCACCUUUGUUCAUCAACGCAAACGACAACACAAAUGAAGGUAUCUACUCCACCGAAGGACCUUUCUUCUCCGUUCAAUUCCACCCUGAAAGUACUCCAGGCCCACGUGAUACCGAAUAUUUGUUUGACGUUUUCAUUAAGUCGGUUGUGGAUAUUGCUAACCUCAAAGCUGGACCACAAAAGCCUGCUGCUUUACCUGCCAUCGAAUUCCCUGGUGGUUUGUUAGCUGAGAAUGCAGCUCAACAUCCUCGUGUGCACUGCCGUAAAGUUCUUGUCUUGGGUUCUGGUGGUUUGAGUAUCGGUCAAGCAGGUGAAUUCGAUUACAGUGGUUCACAAGCCAUUAAAGCCUUAAAGGAAGAAGGUAUCUAUACAAUUUUGAUCAAUCCAAAUAUCGCUACCAUUCAAACGUCUAGCGGUUUGGCCGAUAAAGUGUACUUCUUGCCAGUCACACCCGAAUUUGUUCUCAAAGUGAUCAAACACGAAAGACCAGAUGGAAUUUACUGCACAUUCGGUGGUCAAACAGCUCUUAAUGUCGGUAUCAAAAUCAAGGAAGAUCUCAAAUCGAUGGGUGUUAGAAUUCUUGGUACACCUAUUGAAACGAUCAUCACUACUGAAGAUCGUGACUUGUUCGCUCGUGCAAUGGAGGAAAUUGGUGAAAAAUGCGCUCCAAGUGCAAGUGCAACGACAUGGCAAGAAGCACUUGACGCCAGUCGCUCAAUCGGAUUCCCCGUCAUUGUUCGUGCAGCUUUUGCUUUGGGUGGUUUAGGAAGUGGAUUUGCAAAUGAUGAAGAAGAAUUGUACAAGUUGUGCAAUGCUGCAUUUGCAAACAGUCCUCAAGUUUUGGUAGAAAAGAGUAUGAAAGGAUGGAAAGAAGUUGAAUAUGAAGUCGUUCGGGAUUGCCGCAACAACUGUAUUACCGUCUGUAACAUGGAGAACUUUGACCCUCUUGGUAUCCACACUGGUGACUCUAUCGUCAUUGCUCCAAGUCAAACUUUGGACGAUUCAGACUACAACAUGCUUCGUACGACUGCAGUAAACGUCAUUAGACAUUUGGGUGUUGUGGGUGAAUGCAACAUUCAAUACGCUUUGAACCCUUACUCCAAAGAAUAUUGCAUUAUUGAAGUCAACGCUCGUUUGUCUCGUUCAUCUGCUUUGGCAUCCAAGGCUACCGGAUAUCCUCUUGCUUUCAUCGCUGCCAAAUUGGGAUUGAACAUUCCUCUGAAUGAGAUUCGCAACUCCGUCACCCGCGAAACAUGUGCAUGCUUCGAACCAAGUUUGGAUUACGUUGUUUGCAAGAUUCCUCGUUGGGAUCUGCGUAAAUUCGUUCGCGUCAGCUCCAAAUUGGGAAGUUCGAUGAAGAGUGUCGGUGAAGUAAUGAGUAUUGGUCGUACAUUCGAAGAAGCUAUUCAAAAAGCCAUUCGUGCCAUCGAUUUCCAAUUCGAAGGUUUCAGCAAGAAUGACUAUGCAGAAGAUUCGGAAAUUGAUGAAGAACUCGUCAACCCAACCGAUAAACGUAUGUUUGCAAUUGCUAAUGCAUUCGCCAAAGGCUACACCGUUGAGCAAGUUCACAAGAUGUCCAACAUUGAUCGUUGGUUCUUGAACAAAUUGAUGAGCAUCAACCGUGCUUCUAUCGAAUUCACCAAAUACAACGCAUCUACUUUGACACCAGCUCUUUUGCGUCAAGGUAAACAAAUGGGUUUCAGUGAUCGACAAUUGGCCCGUUGCAUUGGCAGUACAGAAUUGGCCGUUCGUCGUUUACGUCAAGAAUAUGCAAUCAUGCCUUUCGUUAAACAAAUCGAUACCGUUGCUGCUGAGUUCCCAGCAUACACAAACUAUCUUUACACCACAUACAAUGCUUCUGAGCAUGAUGUCACUUUUGGAGACAAGGGUGUAAUGGUCUUGGGUUCGGGUGUGUACCGUAUUGGUUCUUCCGUCGAAUUCGAUUGGUGUGCCGUUCGCGCAAUUCGUACUUUACGUCAACAAGGCUACAAGACUGUCAUGGUGAACUACAAUCCCGAAACAGUUUCAACGGAUUACGAUGAAGCAGAUCGUUUGUACUUCGAAAACAUUUCUCUUGAAACCGUCUUGGACAUCUAUGACUUGGAACGCUCAUCCGGCGUGAUCAUCUCUAUGGGUGGUCAAACACCAAACAACAUUGCCUUGCCAUUGUACCGUCAAAACGUCAACAUUCUCGGUACAUCACCAGAAAUGAUUGAUAUGGCUGAGAAUCGUUACAAGUUCUCAAGAAUGUUGGACAAGAUCGGUGUUGAUCAACCACUUUGGAAAGAAUUGACAAGUUUCGAAGAAGCUCAAGAAGCAUGCGCACGAUUCGGAUACCCAGUCUUGGUCCGUCCUUCGUACGUGCUCAGUGGUGCUGCUAUGAAUGUAGUCUAUUCACCAGAAGAUUUGCAAAGUUAUCUUUCUCAAGCUACAGCCGUCAAUCGGGAGCAUCCAGUCGUCAUUACAAAAUACUUGGAAGGCGCAAAAGAAAUCGAAAUGGAUGCAGUUGCAAGAGAUGGUAAAUUGAUGAUGCAUUACAUUUCAGAGCAUGUCGAAAAUGCUGGUGUUCACUCUGGUGAUGCAACUUUAAUCUUGCCACCUCAAGAUUUGGAUCCUGAAACGAUCAGAAGAAUCGAAGCUGCAACUGCCAAGAUUGCUGCCUCUUUGCACGUCACUGGUCCUUUCAACAUUCAAUUCAUUGCCAAAAACAAUGAAAUCAAGGUGAUUGAAUGCAACGUUCGUGCUGCUCGAUCGUUCCCCUUCGUCAGCAAAGUCACCGGAAUUGAUGCGAUCGAAAUGGCAACCAGAGUCAUGCUGGGAUUGGAAAUCGAACCAUAUCCAAAACUCAGCUUGCCACGCGAAUAUGUUGGUGUAAAGGUACCUCAAUUCAGUUUCAGUCGUUUGGCAGGUGCAGAUCCUAUCUUGGGUGUAGAAAUGGCUUCUACCGGUGAAGUGGCUUGUUUCGGUCGUGACAAAUAUGAAGCUUACCUCAAGGCAAUGAUCGCUUCAGGUGUCAAAUUGCCAAAGCAAAACGUUUUGCUUUCUAUCGGUAGCUUUAGCGAAAAACAAGAACUUUUGCCUUCGGUACGCACCCUUCAUCAUCUCGGAUUCACUUUGUACGGUAGUUCUGGAAGUGCUGACUUCUACAGCGAACAAGGCAUCCCAGUCAUCCAUUUGGAAGCUUUGCCAGAAGAUGAUGACGUUUGGAAGGGCGGAGAAGAGAAUGCAAAGGCAACUUAUUCGCUUUUGAGCCAUUUGACACAAGGUUUGAGUUCUUUAUUCAUUUCUUUACCAAGUAAGAACAAAUACCGCCGACCUGCUUCUUUCACAUCUAUGGGUUACCGUGCUCGUCGUUUGGCCAUUGACCGUUCCAUCCCAUUGAUCACUAACGUCAAGAAUGCCAAAUUGUUCGUCGAAGCUUUGGCUCGUCAUCGCAAAUUGGGAUCAGACUUUGGUAUUUCUUCAGUCGAUUUCAAGACCAGUCAUCGUACACACACCUUCCCAGGAUUGUACAACGUAUUAGCCUAUGCACCUACAUUGGCCGAUAAGGGAGCAAGUGCCCGCGAAGUGGCUGAGAUUACACAAGCAUCUUUGAACGGAGGAUUCACCAGUGUGCAAAUUUUGCCAUUCGGUUUGAACAGCACAAUCUCCGAUGAUGCUACCUUGGCAAGUGUAGAAGAAAAGGUCAACGGCUCAGCCCACUGCGAUGUAAGCUUGUCUUUGGCUGGUACAGCAACCAAUUCGAUCGAGGUGGCUGCUCUUGCUUCACGUACACGUUCUUUGCUGUUAAGCUUCGAGAAGGUGGGUGCUGGUGCAAGUAUGGCACUUUCCGCUCACUUUGCCUCUUGGCCUGAAUCAAAGCCAAUCAUCACAGAUGCAAAAGGAAUCGAUUUGGCCUCAGCAUUAUUGUUCGCAAGCUUACACAACCGUCGCAUUCACGUUACAAAUGUUGCAAAACGUCAAGAUAUCGAAUUGAUCGUGUUAAGCAGAGCAAAGGACCUACAAGUUACAUGUGAUGUAAACGUGUAUUCCUUAUUCUUCUCGACGGAUAUGUAUCCACAAGCAGAAUCAUUGCCAUCGAAAGAAGACCAAAAGGCUCUCUGGGACAACAUGGAAAGCAUUGACAUCUUCAGUGUUGGUACAACCCCUUACAAGAUGGCCGUCGAAUUAGGCUAUACCGGAUCAGCAAUGAGCGGUAUCGAAGAGACAUUGCCACUUCUGUUGACCGCAGUCAGCGAUGGUCGAUUGACUUUGGACGAUAUCGAAGAACGUCUAUACACCAAACCAAAGCAGAUCUUUGGCUUCCCUGAACAAGCAGAGACAAGUGUCGAUGUGGAAGUUGACAGACCAAGUGCAUUCGCAGCAAAAGCACAAUGGAGCCCAUUGCAAAGUACAAGCAUCGUCGGCAGUAUCCAUCGUGUUUUGAUCAAGGGCAAGACUGUCGUUGUUGAUGGAGAACGUUUCUCUAGCAGCGCAGUGGGACAAAACGUUUCGGGCAUUUCAGCAAGCAGUAUUGCCUCUAUGAAGAGACAAUCUGUUGUUGGAGUGACUGGUCAAUCAUCUGCUCCUUCUGCCGCCGCCGCAGCAGCAGCUGCUCAUCCACGUCCAAACAGUAUCAUGGCUGCUUUACGUGGAAGUUCCAACGAGGUCGCAAGCACACCCGAACCAAGUUCAUUAAGUUUGGCUGCUCCAGCAACAAUCACAUCUUCUGGUCCUUCUACUGCCGUUUCUCAAACGCCUUCAGCUGCACUUUUGAUGCGUCAUCCUACCUUUAGCCGCAAACACAUCCUUUCCGUUCGUCAAUUCAACCGUGAUGAUUUACAUGCCUUAUUCACUUUGGCAUCUGAAAUGCGUCAUGCUGUUGAACGAUUCGGAACGAUUGACAUCUUGCGCGGAAAAGUGUUGUGCAACAUUUUCUACGAAGAAAGCACACGAACAAGUGCUUCCUUUGAAGCUGCAAUGAAACGUUGUGGUGGUGAAGUUGUUAGCAUCAAUGCAAAGAGCAGUAGCGUUGCCAAGGGAGAAAGUUUAGCAGAUACGAUCCGCACUUUGGGAUGCUAUGGAGAUGCAAUCGUUUUACGUCAUCCUGCCGUUGGAAGCUCUCAAGAAGCCAGCAAGUUCAGUCCUGUGCCCAUCUUGAAUGCCGGUGACGGUGUUGGUGAACAUCCAAGUCAAGCUUUAUUGGACAUCUUUACCAUUCGUGAAGAAUUGGGUACCGUUAGUGGCUUAACAGUCGGUUUGAUUGGUGAUUUGAAACAUGGUCGUACAACGCAUUCUUUGGCUCGUCUUUUGGCUUUGUACGGUGUCACGUUGGUCUACAUCUCGCCCAAAUCAUUAGCAAUGCCUAGAAGUGUUGUUGAAGAAUUACGUAAACGUGGAAUCAAACAACAUGAAACGGAUAAUUUGGAUGAAGUUUUACCGUUGCUCAAUGUUGCUUAUUGCACACGUAUUCAACAAGAAAGAUUCGAGACAAAAGAAGCAUAUGAAGCCGUUCGUGGUGCUUAUCGUAUCGAUAUGAAUUUGCUGAACAAACGUGCAAGAGAUGAUUUAUGCUUGAUGCAUCCUUUGCCACGUAACGAAGAAUUGGCAGAUGACGUUGACUUUGAUAGCAGAAGAGCUGCUUAUUUCCGUCAAAUGCGGUAUGGAUUAUUCGUUCGUAUGGCUUUGCUCACAAUGGUGAUGGCAUCCGAUGGUGGAAGAUAA
Molecule: messenger RNA, 6846 nt
Organism: Meira miltonrushii
Lineage: Eukaryota; Fungi; Basidiomycota; Exobasidiomycetes; Exobasidiales; Brachybasidiaceae
Product: putative URA2-multifunctional pyrimidine biosynthesis protein
Exons: 2
Coding region: 1-6846 (2281 amino acids)
Biological process (GO): L-citrulline biosynthetic process; UTP biosynthetic process; 'de novo' pyrimidine nucleobase biosynthetic process
Cellular component (GO): cytoplasm; cytosol
Molecular function (GO): dihydroorotase activity; metal ion binding; ATP binding
Source: RefSeq, a predicted model, not a curated record